UCACAGCGGGUAUAUGUAGGCAGGAGGUAAACAGAGAGCAGCAGAGCGACGGUCGGAGCUGCAGCGGAUCCGAUCCUUUCCGUCUGUUUGGGUCGAAGCGUCCAUCAGAACAUCCGAUCAUUUCUUUCCAACUUCAGCUACAGUGAUAGCUAAGUUCGGAGGGGAGAAAAGAAGAGAAACGUGGAGGAACCAGGAGAAACGAGGAGAAACCAGGAGAAAAGAGGAGAAACCAGGAGAAAAGAGGAGAAACCAGGAGAAACGGCGCGUUUUCGACUUUUCUUCUUGCUUUUUGCUGCAGGCUGACAGCAGAGGAGCCGAUUUCAACACAAAGAAGGAAAAACAUCCGUCCUGUUAACAUGGAAGCUGCUGCCCCCAACAAGAAGAGCUGCUGUGAAUCCCUCAGAGAUUUCUUCACUUCAGCCAAGUUCCUUAUUUACAUGGGCCAUGCUCUGUCAACCUGGGGAGACCGGAUGUGGAACUUUGCGGUGGCCGUCUUCCUGGUGGAGCUCUACGGGAACAGUCUGCUGCUGACUGCCGUCUACGGCCUGGUGGUGGCCGGCUCCGUGCUCCUGCUGGGGGCCAACAUCGGGAACUGGGUGGACCGGAACCCCAGACUCAAAGUGGCCCAGACCUCCCUGCUGGUCCAGAACACCUGCGUGAUCCUGUGCGGGGUCCUCCUGAUGCUGGUCUUCCAGUUCAAAGGUCAACUGGUGGAGCUCUACCACGGAUGGAUACUGACCACCUGCUACAUCCUGGUCAUCAGCAUCGCCAACAUGGCCAACCUGGCGAGCACCGCCACCGCCAUCACCAUCCAGAGGGACUGGGUGGUGGUGGUCGCCGGGCAGGACAGCAGCAAACUGGCAGACAUGAACGCCACGGUACGCAUCAUCGACCAGCUCACUAACAUCCUGGCUCCCAUGCUGGUGGGUCAGAUCAUGGCGUUCGGCUCUCAUUUCAUCGGCUGCGGCUUCAUCUCGGGCUGGAACCUGUGCUCCAUGUGCGUGGAGUACGCCCUGCUGUGGAAGGUCUACCAGAAGACGCCGGCGCUGGCGGUGAAGGCGGGACAGAAGGAGCAGCAGGAGCUCAAGCAGCUGAGCUCUGACAGAGAUUGUGAGAACGGCCAAAGCCUCGAAGAGUCGUCUCAGCCGCUGAUGAACGAGGCGGCGGCGGCGGCGGCGGCCUCUCCCGGCGGGUCCGGCUGCUGCCAGCAGGUCAGCAGGCCGCUGCAGACCUUCAAGGCCGGCUGGGUGGCGUACUACAAGCAGGACAUCUUCCUGGCGGGGAUGUCUCUGGCCUUCCUCUACAUGACGGUCCUGGGCUUCGACUGCAUCACCACGGGAUACGCCUACACCCAGGGCCUGAACGGCUCCAUCCUCAGCCUGCUGAUGGGGGCCUCCGCCAUCUCCGGCAUCUGCGGCACCGUGGCCUUCACCUGGGUCCGCAAAAGGUGCGGCCUGAUCCGGACGGGCUUCAUCUCGGGCACGGCGCAGCUGUGCUGCCUCCUGCUGUGCGUGGCGUCCGUCUUCGCUCCGGGGAGCCCCUUCGACCUCAGCGUCUCGCCCUUCCAGGACCUUUACAGCCACCUGAUGGGGGAGCAGACCCUGCCGGAGGCCGAGCACGGGCUUACGGGCGCCCUGGGCGGAAACGUCACCAGCGCCCCGCCGCCAGAGGAGCUGCCGCCGCUGCAGUCCUACAUGUCGGUCAGCCUGCUGUUCGCCGGCGUCAUCGCUGCCCGAGUCGGUCUGUGGUCCUUUGAUCUCACCGUGACGCAGCUCAUCCAGGAGAACGUGAUGGAGUCCGAGCGAGGCGUGAUCAACGGAGUCCAGAACUCCAUGAACUACCUGCUGGACCUGCUGCACUUCAUCAUGGUGAUUCUGGCGCCCAACCCGGAGGCCUUCGGCCUGCUGGUCAUCAUCUCCGUGUCCUUCGUGGCCAUGGGUCACCUGAUGUACUUCCGAUUCGCCUUCAAGAGCCUGGGCCGCCGCCUCUUCCUGUGCCGCUCGCCGGAGCAGAAGAUGGAGUCGGCCGAGGACGUCUCUCUGCCCGCCACCGUGUAGAACCCACUGGUCCCAGUCUGACCUGCCCUGCCACCUAUUUAUCCAACCAGUAGCUUGUAGCUGUCUGUCAUUAGCGCAGCAGACGGACCGUAGAUUAACCCGAUAGGUCGCCCCUCCAUGACCUUCUGCCUUUGCUUAUUAACACGUUCGUGUCGUCUCCCCCUGGUUUAAUGGACUCCAUUAAAGGGAGGGCGAUCAGGGAAGCGGGCGACGAGGAACGCCUGUCCUGGUGCUGCGUCUCCGUGCCGGGUCACGGAGGACGCCUCUUCUGUAACCAAACUUUCGUGGCGAUGAGGGUCUAUCUGUAUAUAUUUCGACGGCGGUUUUUCUAUGGCAGUAUUCUGUGUUUCUCGUGCCAAACAAACCAGGAAGCAGCUUUGCAGGAAGCUCCUCGGUACCAAAGUCUGCAUGGCGGCGUUAAAGGAAGCCAGGGAACGCGUCCGUCUGUGGGCGUGACGCGGCGCCGCAGCACGGCGUGGGAACCCUUCUUCAGAUCAUUAAUGUUGGUGUGAUUUCUGCUGAUUGUCGUUACUCAGGCACUUUAUGAUUGGCUGGUGUCCGAACGCCUCUGAUCUUCUGGCUCAGUGAUUGGCUGGUGUCCGAACGCCUCUGAUCUUCUGGCUCAGUGAUUGGCUGGUGUCCGAACGCCUCUGAUCUUCUGGCUCAGUGAUUGGCUGGUGUCCGAACGCCUCUGAUCUUCUGGCUCAGUGAUUGGCUGGUGUCCGAACGCCUCUGAUCUUCUGGCUCAUUGAUUGGCUGGUGUCCGAACGCCUCUGAUCUUCUGGCUCAGUGAUUGGCGGGUGUCCGAACGCCUCUGAUCUUCUGGCUCAGUGAUUGGCUGGUGUCCGAACGCCUCUGAUCUUCUGGUUCAGUGAUUGGCGGGUGUCCGAACGCCUCUGAUCUUCUCGCUCAGUGAUUGGCUGGUGUCCGAACGCCUCUGAUCUUCUGGCUCAGUGAUUGGCUGGUGUCCGAACGCCUCUGAUCUUCUGGCUCAGUGAUUGGCUGGUGUCCGAACGCCUCUGAUCUUCUGGCUCAGUGAUUGGCUGGUGUCCGAACGCCUCUGAUCUUCUCGCUCAGUGAUUGGCGGGUGUCCGAACGCCUCUGAUCUUCUCGCUCAGUGAUUGGCGGGUGUCCGAACGCCUCUGAUCUUCUCGCU
Molecule: messenger RNA, 3213 nt
Organism: Cyprinodon tularosa
Lineage: Eukaryota; Metazoa; Chordata; Actinopteri; Cyprinodontiformes; Cyprinodontidae
Gene: slc40a1
Product: solute carrier family 40 member 1
Exons: 8
Coding region: 357-2057 (566 amino acids)
Biological process (GO): iron ion transmembrane transport
Cellular component (GO): basolateral plasma membrane
Molecular function (GO): iron ion transmembrane transporter activity; peptide hormone binding
Source: RefSeq, a predicted model, not a curated record